Mercenaria mercenaria is the source of this 829-nucleotide messenger RNA. RefSeq names its product multiple epidermal growth factor-like domains protein 11. Lineage: Eukaryota; Metazoa; Mollusca; Bivalvia; Venerida; Veneridae. The annotation marks the transcript as partial. Gene Ontology annotation, molecular function: scavenger receptor activity. The transcript has 7 exons. The record is from RefSeq and is a predicted model, not a curated record.
AUGCCGAAAAGUAUAGAAAACAAGUCAGGGAUGGAUCUUAAUUUUUCACGUAAAUCGGAAUAUGAAGCAUGUGACUUUACUCACUUCGGGUAUGGAUGUAAAAAUGUCUGUCACUGCCAGAAUAAUGCAGCCUGCAGUAAUGACACUGGAACGUGUUCGUCAGGUGGAUGUGCAGCGGGCUGGCAGGGAGACGCCUGUGAUAAAGUUUGCUCUCAUGGCUCAUAUGGACAAGGAUGUGCAGACGCCUGUGGUCUCUGCAUGGACAACCAAACAUGUGAUCACGUCACAGGAACAUGCACUUCUGGAUGUGACAUUGGUUAUGAUAAUUCUGACACAUUGUGCAAUACCAGUAUUAACUUGAAACCUGUUAUCCAGAGACAGAUGGAAAAUGUGGGAAUUGACGUUCAAAAGCACGCAUGUGACGCUACGCACUUUGGCUUAGGAUGUAAAACUGUCUGCCACUGCCAGAAUGAUGCAGCCUGCAGAAAUGACAAAGGAACGUGUCCGUCGGGUGGAUGUGCAGCGGGCUGGCAGGGAGACGCUUGUGAUGAAGAAUGCGAUUAUCGUACGUUUGGAUACAACUGUUCGUCGUAUUGCCAUUGUCGUGAUAAUACAAGUUGUGAUGUCAUUUCUGGGAAAUGUGAUGUAGGUCUAUGUGAAUCUGGCUGGCAAGGAUCUAGUUGUGACACAGAAUGCGUUAGUGGCCGGUUUGGACACAACUGCACGUCUAUUUGUCACUGUAAAGAUGGUUUUGCUUGUAACCACGUAACUGGAAUUUGUCCGACAGGAUGUUCAUCAGGAUGGGAAGGUUUUAAUUGUCUACCUGUAG